Molecule: messenger RNA, 2604 nt
Organism: Astyanax mexicanus (Mexican tetra)
Lineage: Eukaryota; Metazoa; Chordata; Actinopteri; Characiformes; Acestrorhamphidae
Gene: exoc7
Product: exocyst complex component 7
Exons: 21
Coding region: 294-2450 (718 amino acids)
Biological process (GO): exocytosis
Cellular component (GO): exocyst
Molecular function (GO): phosphatidylinositol-4,5-bisphosphate binding
Source: RefSeq, a predicted model, not a curated record
GAUUCUGAUUCUUACUCAUACUGUUUUGUGUCCAGUUGGGGUUAAAUUAAAACGUGGGAUCUUUUUGUAAUAUUAAUGUUAAUUUUGUCGUUGUAAAACGUUAUUUUUUUUAUCUAAGGCUUUUAUUUUGUAAUAUAGUGGAUAGUGACUCCCCGGUCGUUAGUUUGUGCGGAGCUCGGUGUUGAGUGUUGUUACUCAGGGCGGAAUGGUGAUAUAAAGCUGUAUGUGAUCAGUUUAACCUGAGUAAUUUCGGAUUAUUAAUAUUAAACUAUACUGUGUGAGAGUGGGUGGAGAUGAUCCCGACGGAGGACGCGUCCGCGCGGAAGCGGGAGAUCGAGGAGAAGCUGAAGCAGGAGCAGGAAACUCUGUCCUUCAUUCGGGAGAAUCUGGAAAAGAGUGACCAGCUCACUAAAGGCAUGGUGUCCAUCCUGUCCUCGUUUGAGAGCCGCCUCAUGGCUCUGGAGAACUCCAUCAUCCCGGUGCAUAAGCAGACGGAGAAUCUGCAGCGUCUGCAGGAGAAUGUGGAUAAAACCCUGUUCUGCCUGGACCACGUCAUCAGCUACUACCAUGUUGCCAAGGACACUGACAGAAUCAUCAAAGAGGGACCCACCGGCCGGUUGGAUGAGUACCUCGCCUGCAUUGCAAAGAUCCAGAAAGCUGUGGAAUAUUUUCAGGACAACAACCCAGACAGUCCUGAGCUCAACACUGUGAAAGUGCGAUUUGAGAAGGGAAAAGAGCAGCUGGAGGCAGAGUUUCGAGCCCUGCUGACUCGCUACAGUAAGCCGGUCCCGCCCAUCCUGAUCCUGGACGCUAUUGGUGGGGAUGAGGAGCUGGAGGGUGAGGUGACUCUGGAGCACCUGCCUGAGGCCGUGCUGCAGGACAUCAUCUGCAUCUCCGCCUGGCUAGUGGAAUACGGACGCAACCAGGACUUUAUGAAUGUGUAUUAUCAGAUCCGCUCCAGUCAGCUGGAUCGUUCCAUUAAGGGUCUAAAGGAGCAUUUCCGUAAGAGCAGUGCGUCCUCAGCCCUGCUCUACUCUCCAGCCGUCCAGACCAAACGCAAGGACACGCCCACCAAGAAGGCCCCCAAGAGACCAGGGACUAUUCGUAAAGCUCAGAAUCUGCUGAAACAGUACUCUCAGCACGGGCUGGACGGGAAAAAGGCUUCUAACCUCACUCCUCUAGAAGGUUUCGAUCACGAGCCACGCGGCGUUAAGCACCUGUCGGAAGCGCUGAGCGACAAGCACGGGGCCUCUCCAGGUAAGGAUGAUGUUCUGGACGUUGAGAUCGACUCAUAUAUCCACUGUAUCAGCGCGUUUGUGAAGCUGGCUCAGAGUGAGUACGCUCUACUGACCGAGAUCAUUCCAGAACAUCACCAGAAGAAGACCUUCGACUCCCUCAUACAGGAGGCAUUGGAUAAUCUGAUGCUGGACGGGGACAGUAUCGUCACAGCUGCUCGCCGGGCCAUCAUGAGACAUGACUACUCCGCUGUUCUUACUAUCUUCCCCAUCCUCCGCCACCUUAAACAGACUAAACCCGACUUUGACUCCACCCUGCAGGGAACAGCCGCCAGCACUAAAAACAAGCUGCCCACCCUGAUCACCUCCAUGGAGACGACGGGAGCCAAAGCACUGGAGGAAUUCGCCGACAGCAUCAAGAAUGAUCCAGAUAAAGAGUACAACAUGCCUAAAGACGGAACAGUCCACGAGCUCACCAGCAACGCGAUUCUGUUCCUGCAGCAGCUGCUGGAUUUCCAGGAGACGGCUGGAGCGAUGCUGGCAUCUCAGGUCCUCGGGGACACUUACAAUAUUCCUUUAGACCCCCGAGAGACGAGCUCCUCGGCCAGCAGCUACAGCUCUGAGUUCAGCCGCAGACUCCUCAGCACCUACAUCUGUAAAGUUCUGGGAAAUCUGCAGCUGAAUCUACUGAGUAAGUCUAAGGUGUAUGAGGAUCAGGCUCUGAGUGCAAUCUUUCUCCACAACAACUACAACUACAUCCUUAAAUCUCUGGAGAAGUCUGAACUGAUCCAGCUGGUGGCCGUCACUCAGAAGAAAGCAGAGAGCUCCUAUAGAGAACUGAUCGAGCAGCAGAUUCAGACCUAUCAGCGCAGCUGGCUGAAGGUAACAGACCAUCUCACCGAGCGCAACAUGCCAGCGUUUCAGCCUGGAACCAAGCUGAAGGACAAAGAGAGACAGGUGAUCAAAGACAAGUUUAAGGGUUUUAACGAUGGUCUGGAUGAGCUGUGUAAAAUCCAGAAGGUUUGGGCUAUUCCUGAUAAGGAGCAGCGGGACGCUAUCAGACAGGCCCAGAAACGACUGGUUUCAGAGUCUUACAGAGCUUUCCUACACAGGUGUGCCAACAUCGCAUUUACCAAAAACCCAGAGAAGUACCACAAAUACUCACCUGAGCAGGUGGAGGACAUGAUCGAGAGGCUGUUCGAUACAUCCGCCUAAACUACGCCCACGACAGGCAUACCCUGCUGCAUCUGCUUCAGAUCUUCUCUCACUGCACUACAUCCUAAUCUGCUCUCUCUCUGUGUGUGUGUGAUUCUGUAAAUAACUUCAAUGAAUUUAAACUACAAAGUGAAAUAAAUGGAAAUCAUAAUGA